CAGAAGCUCUGGAAUCUCAGAAACCUUCACUGUGGAAGAAGCAGUUGAGGCUAUUGGUUUUGGAAAGUUUCAGUGGAAGCUGUCUAUGCUAACAGGAGUUGCAUGGAUGGCCGAUGCUAUGGAAAUGAUGCUCCUUAGUAUUGCAACUCCUCAACUGCGCUGUGAGUGGAGGCUCUCCAGCUGGAAAGUGGCAUUCAUAACAGCGACAGUGUUCAUUGGAAUGAUGAUCAGCUCCUCACUUUGGGGGAACAUUUCAGACAAGUACGGCCGAAAAGUGUGUUUAAUACUCUGCAUGCUGUGGACAUUGCACUAUGGGCUUCUCAGUGCUUUCGCACCUGCUUACAGUUGGAUCUUAGUCUUGCGAGGCCUCGUGGGGUUUGGCCUUGGAGGAGCCCCUCAGUCAGUGACAUUAUAUACUGAAUUCCUCCCGAUGAAAUCCAGAGGGCUAUCCAUAAUCCUUUUAGGGGUGUUCUGGGCCUUGGGUGCUGUAUUUGAAGUGUUACUGGCUAUGGUGGUCAUGCCCACAUUAGGCUGGAAAUGGCUGCUAGCUUUCUCCACCCUUCCUCUAGUUGUCUUUGCUGCCUCCUGCUGUUGGUUACCCGAGAGUGCUAGAUUUGAUGUACUGAGAGGCAGAGAAGACAAGGCCCUGGACACUUUGAAAUGUAUAGCAGCAGCUAAUGGGAGCUCUGUGCCUGCUGGAAGACUUAUAGCCAACACACAGACUGAUCGUGGGAGGAUUAGAGAUCUUUUUAUUCCAGAAUACCGAAAAACAACACUCUUAGUGUGGUUUAUCUGGUUUUGUAAUGCUUUUUCAUAUUAUGGUAUUGUGCUGCUGACCACUGAGCUGUUCCAAGCAGGAUCUGCGUGUAGUGCCACCGACAACUCAAAUAUGGAACCUCAGUGCAGUUUGGAGUGCAAUUAUCUGACUUUUCAUGAUUAUGUGGACCUUUUGUGGACCACCUUAGCAGAAUUUCCAGGUAUUCUGGUGACCCUGUGGAUGAUUGAUCGAAUUGGCAGGAGAAAAAGCAUGGCAGUUUGUUUUUUAUUGUUCUCUGUGUCGAUUUUGCCACUGUAUGCCUGCACACAAAGGACACUUCUCACAGUCUUUAUUUUCAUUGCUCGAGCCUGUAUAACAGGGGGCUGGCAGGUUGCAUAUGUUUAUACACCUGAGGUUUUCCCCACAGCAACCAGAGCUAUUGGUAUUGGUACAGGCAGUGGGAUGGCUCGUGUUGGAGCUCUCAUCACACCAUUUAUUGCUCAGGUCCUUCUGAAGUCAUCCGUUUACCUGACUCUGUCUGUGUAUUUAAUAUGUUGCUUGCUGGGCACAGUGGCAUCCUGGUUUUUGCCCAUGGAAACAACAGGGCGGAGCCUUCAGGAAUCAACGCAAAGCACCAUGGAACAAAAAAACAUGGAAAGGCCGCAUGGCUCUGAAACAACCGAGUCUUCCAGCAAUACAUGUCCUUAACAGCAUAUGGAAAACUGAAUCUGUGAAAUCUCAGGAUUAAUAGUGGAAAAGGCC
This is a messenger RNA of Sinocyclocheilus anshuiensis, 1519 nucleotides long. RefSeq names its product SV2 related protein b (gene svopb). Gene Ontology annotation, biological process: transmembrane transport. Gene Ontology annotation, cellular component: membrane. Gene Ontology annotation, molecular function: transmembrane transporter activity. Lineage: Eukaryota; Metazoa; Chordata; Actinopteri; Cypriniformes; Cyprinidae. The coding region runs from base 86 to 1465 and encodes 459 amino acids. The record is from RefSeq and is a predicted model, not a curated record. The transcript has 15 exons.